GUUCGAGUCCCGGCGUCGGUAGAUCCAGUACCCGCGUCCCUGAAAUCCCAAAUCCCGCCCCCCCCGGGCCACGGAGGAAGGAGACCCACGGCCCCGCCGGUCCCCUCUGGGCAGGGGAGACACCUCUCCCCGGCUGGCCGAUACCCCGAGGAGGAGCAGGAGGCAGCAGCGCUGCAGGCGGGAGGGGAUGCAGUGCCACGCAGACAACGCGCAGGCAGGGGACGGGCCGGCGGUGGGGCAGGAUGAAGCCCCUCUGCUUGCCCCACAGCCCUCUUCCCGCACAGGGCUCUGCUCCGCUCGCUCUGGCCUGGCCCUGCUCCUCCACGUCUCUCUCUUCCUGGCAUACGCGCUGCGGGUCAGCCUCAGCAUCGCCAUCGUGGCCAUGACCAACAGCAGCCACCCCCACGGCUGGUCCGGCAGCGCUCCCCACAGCUCCCACCCAGGACUUGCUUGGGAUCCCCCCGUGUACAACUGGAGCGCUGAGACCCAAGGAAUCAUCCUCAGCUCCUUCUUCUACGGCUACGGCCUCACGCAGGCGCUGGGCGGGUACUGCUCGGGGCUGUUUGGGGGCAAACCCAUCCUGGGCAGUGGGCUCCUGCUCUCCUCCCUGCUCACCCUCCUCCUGCCCGUGGCAGCAGAGCUUGGUGUCGGCGUCCUCAUUGGCCUCCAGGUGCUGCUGGGCUUGGCUGAGGGAGUGAUAUUCCCAGCUCAGUACACGCUCUGGGCAAAGUGGGCCCCUCCGCUGGAACGCAGCAGGCUCAUGAACAUCGCUGAUGCUGGAUGCACGUUCGGGACUUUCUUCGCUCUCCUCGUGGCUGGGAUCAUCUGCCAGAGUCUGGGGUGGCCUUUUGUCUUCUACAUCUUUGGUGGUGUUGGCUGUGCCUGGUGCCUCUGCUGGUUCCUCCUUGUGUACGAGGACCCUGCACAUCACCCAUGGAUUAGUGCUGGGGAGCAGGAGUACAUUGUGGCUUCUCUGGUUCAGCAGGGCAGCUCUCAUGGCCUCUCCCUCCCACUAAUGGCCAUGGCUAAAUCACUGCCUCUUUGGGCGAUCACCAUCGCCUGCUUCUGCACUGACUGGAUGUUCUACAUGCUGCUGACCUCCAUGCCCACGUUCCUGAACAACGUCCUCCACUUUGACCUCAGAGAGAACGGGCUCCUCUCCUCCCUGCCUUACAUUGGGAACGGGCUGGGACACAUCCUGGCUGGGCUACUGGCCGAUUUCCUCCUGGCCCGGCGAGUGCUUGGCACAGCAGCCGUCAGGAAGCUCUUCUCAGCGCUCGGGAUGCUGCUCCCAGCUGCCUUCCUGCUGGCUGUGCCUUACGUUGGCUGCAGCUCCACGGUUGUUGUCGUCCUCCUGACGCUGGCCUUGACGAUAAUCAGCACGACAGGGGCAGGCAUCAACAUUAACCACAUGGAUAUAGCCCCCAGAUAUGCAGGGUUCCUGCUGGGAAUCACAAAUACCUUUGGCAUAGUUGCAGGAAUUAUUGCUCCUACCGCUGUUGGACUUCUCGUGGGCCAGAAUCUCCAGACUGGCUGGAGAAAUGCCUUCUUCCUGUCUGCAGCCCUCAACCUGUUUGGCCUGAUCUUCUACGUCGCCUUUGGCAGCGGGACCAUCCAGGAUUGGGCUAGGGAGGACACAGCUGUGCAAUGAGAGCCACCAGCCUGGGAAGGUACCCAAGGGAAUGGGCUGCAGAGCCCCCUCCACAACCCUCCUCUCGCCUGCACAGCGAAACUCAGCCCCAGCCUUCUCCUCGGGCCGUGGCUACGCAGCCCUGCCUGCCCUCUGGCUCUGGAAGUGCCCACCACCUUCUCCACCUUCCCAUCCCAACCUACUGCCCUGGGGAGGCAGCAGCCCCCCCAACCCACGCUGCCCGCUCUGCAUUUAACCCCUCAGCCUUCACCCCCGAGAAGGAAUGCUGCAGAAUGGAUGGAUCCUAAACAGCAGAGCUGGUAAAGCUGGCUCUCGAGGAAUCAUAGAAUUGGCCAGGUUGGAAGGGACCUUUAAGAUCAUCUAAAUCCAACCAUCAACCCAACUCUGAUCAAGCCCAUUGCUAAACCUUGUCACCAAGUGCUAUGUCAGCCCGUCUUUUGAACACCUCCAGGGAUGGUGCCUCAACCCCUGCCCUGGGCAGCCCCUUCCAAGGCUUAAUAGAGCUCUC
Molecule: messenger RNA, 2159 nt
Organism: Calidris pugnax (ruff)
Lineage: Eukaryota; Metazoa; Chordata; Aves; Charadriiformes; Scolopacidae
Product: sodium-dependent phosphate transport protein 3-like
Exons: 12
Coding region: 188-1651 (487 amino acids)
Biological process (GO): monoatomic anion transport; transmembrane transport
Molecular function (GO): transmembrane transporter activity
Source: RefSeq, a predicted model, not a curated record